UAGCGCUGACGUUGUCCAAAGGAAGAAAAUGGCGACGGACGGAUCAGCAGCAAGGGAUACGAACUGUAUGGCAGGACCAAAGCGUGGAAGACGGGUCACUAGCAUGUCCCUGAGACUACCUGGCACACUCCUGAGCUAUGCUGUGUUCGUUUUAUCCGCGGGUUUGGCGGCGCAGGUGGUCUCGGGGGACGGGAAGACUCUAGUCCUGCUGGACAACCCAAACAUCAGAGACACUCAUUCAGUCUUCUUCCGAGCUUUAGCGGAUCGCGGAUUCGACCUCACUUUUAAGACUGCCGACGAUCCCGGUCUUUCACUCAUCAAAUAUGGCCAGUUCCUGUACGACCAUCUCAUCAUUUUCUCCCCGUCAGUGGAAGAUUUUGGAGGCAACAUUAACGUAGAGACCAUCACAGCGUUUAUUGAUGGUGGGGGCAACGUUCUGGUUGCAGCCAGCUCAGAUAUUGGUGACCCACUACGGGAGUUGGGUAGUGAGUGUGGUAUUGAGUUUGAUGAGGAAAAGACUGCUGUAAUAGACCACCAUAACUAUGAUGUGUCUGAUCCUGGUGAGCACACCCUGAUUGUUGCAGAUCCAGAAAAUCUACUUAAAGCUCCUACCAUUGUUGGCAAGCCCACUGAAAAGCCUAUUCUCUUCAAAGGUGUUGGCAUGGUGGCAGAUCCUGAUAACCCUCUGGUUCUGGACAUUCUGACUGGCUCCUCCACGUCCUACUCCUACUUUCCUGAUCAUCCUAUUACACAAUACCCUCAUGCAGUUGGAAAGAACACCCUCCUGAUCGCUGGUCUCCAGGCGAGAAACAAUGCCCGUGUGGUCUUCAGUGGUUCAUUACAUUUCUUCAGUGAUGCUUUCUUCAAUUCUGCAGUGCAGAAAGCCACCCCAGGAUCAGAAAGGUAUCCAAAGCCUGGAAACCAGGAGCUGGCUGAGGCCCUGUCUCGCUGGGUGUUUAAGGAGGCGGGUGUACUUAGGGUUGGGGCUGUGACCCAUCAUCCAGUGGGGGAGAACACACCACCUGCUGCUUAUACUGUCACUGACCUAGUGGAAUACAGCAUUGUUAUUGAGAUGCUCUCAGAAGGCCGCUGGGUGCCAUUUGAUGGAGAUGACAUUCAGCUGGAAUUUGUCAGAAUUGACCCUUUUGUCAGGACCUAUCUAAAAAAAAAUGGUGGCAAAUACAGUGUACAAUUUAAGCUCCCUGACGUGUAUGGAGUGUUUCAGUUCAAAGUUGAUUACAACAGACUGGGCUACACACACCUUUACUCUUCCACACAAGUGUCCGUGCGCCCACUACAGCAUACCCAAUAUGAGCGCUUUAUUCCCUCUGCUUAUCCGUACUAUGCCAGUGUGUUCUCCAUGAUGGCUGGGCUGUUUAUCUUCGGUUUUGUCUUCCUCCACAUGAAGGAGAAAGAGAAGGCAGAUUAAGUGAUGGACGAGAGAGGAAGGAUGUUGUUCGAAGAUGAUAUGACAUUGGGUUGAUCAGUCGUCUUGCGCGCAUCAGUGCAUGAGAUCUAAACACUGCUGGUGUAGGGUCAUUCUCAGAUAAAUCAUAUGUGCCACUACAAUUUUUAUGCUGAGGUUAACCUGGGAUUAAAAAAAAACUGUUUGUAUGUGUUCAGUUUCUCCUUUAUAAAAGGCUGACUUGUAACUGGGUUAUUUAAGUAAAUUGAGAGGUCCGGAUAUGUAAACUUCACUUUUGGUGUGAUUUAGAUCCUAUGAAAGAAAAUGCACUGAUUCUCUCCCCCCCCCCCCCCCCCCUUUUUUUUUUUUUUUUUUUCUCAUGGAGCUUGAAUUUAUAAAGAAAUGGAUUGAAAUUCUGUAAAGAAAACACCGUCAUUCAUUAAAAUGUCCACAUUCCACCCCCCCUA
Electrophorus electricus (electric eel) is the source of this 1872-nucleotide messenger RNA. It is a transcript of the gene ddost, whose product is annotated as dolichyl-diphosphooligosaccharide--protein glycosyltransferase subunit (non-catalytic). Gene Ontology annotation, cellular component: oligosaccharyltransferase complex; endoplasmic reticulum membrane. NCBI's taxonomy places the organism in Eukaryota, Metazoa, Chordata, Actinopteri, Gymnotiformes, Gymnotidae. The record is from RefSeq and is a predicted model, not a curated record.